Lolium rigidum is the source of this 1204-nucleotide messenger RNA. RefSeq names its product pentatricopeptide repeat-containing protein At5g50990-like. Gene Ontology annotation, molecular function: RNA binding; zinc ion binding; protein binding. The coding region runs from base 39 to 1196 and encodes 385 amino acids. The record is from RefSeq and is a predicted model, not a curated record. Gene Ontology annotation, biological process: RNA modification. The transcript has 2 exons. Lineage: Eukaryota; Viridiplantae; Streptophyta; Magnoliopsida; Poales; Poaceae.
GCUCAGGUGCAGUAAGGAGCUCCCACCUAAAAGAUGCAAUGAAUCUUUUCAGCAGAUUGGUCAAUUCUGCCCUUGUCCCUGACGGUUUCUCAUUCUCUUCAGUCCUGUCAGCUUGUGCUCGAGCUGGUGCCCGCUCUUAUGGUGUGUGGGUUCAUCAGCUGAUGGAUGAACUGGGGGUGGAAAAGAAUCACAUUUUAGUGUCAGCACUGAUUGAUAUGUAUGCUAAAUGUGGAAGGAUUGAUGUAUCAGUUGACAUAUUCAACACAGUUAAGAGAAACCACGUGUCCACAUGGAACACAAUGAUUGGUAGCUUGGCAGCUCAUGGUCUUGGAUCUGAUGUGGUGAUACUGUUCCGCAGGAUGGAACAUGCAGGUGUGGUUCCUGAUGGGGUUACAUUCGUUGCACUAUUGGCAGCAUGCAGCCAUUGUGGCAUGGUUGAAGAGGCUCGUCAAUACUUUGAAGCAAUGACUAUGAAGUAUCAUAUCACUCCAAAGGUUGAACACUAUGGUGCAAUGGUGGAUACAUUGUCACGAGCUGGGUUGCUGGAUGAAGCAUACAACUUGGUGAGCUCAAUGGCCGUGAAACCUGAUGCUGUGAUAUGGAGGGCAUUGCUUAGUGCUUGCCGUAGGUACCAUCAAACCAAAUUUGGUGAUGUCACUAUUGAGCAGAUAGCAUGCCAGGGCAGUGGCGAUUAUACCCUUCUUUCAAAUAUCUACUCAUCAAUAAACAGGUGGGAUGAUUCAGAGGAAGUAUGGAAAGAGAGGAAGAAAAGGAAAGUACGGAAGAUAAAGGGUUUGAGUUGGGUUGAAUUAGGGGGAAGCACCCAUGAAUUCAAAGCUGGGGACCGGUCCCAUCCUGAUUCUGAUGAUAUUUAUCGAGUGCUGCAUGGUUUAUCAGAAAAAGCAAAGGUUGAAGGCUAUACUCCAUCCAUUGAGUUAGUAACAAAAGAUGUCUCACCGGAGGAAAGAGAAGAAAACCUCAGCUUCCACAGUGAGAAGCUUGCAGUAGCUUAUAGUGUCCUUAAGACUGGUCCAGGGACAGAAAUAUUUGUGUCAAAAAAUCUGCAGACAUGCGGUGACUGUCAUGAAUGGAUCAAAAUAAUCUCGAAGGUGCUUUGUCGUGUUAUAAUUAUGAGGGAUAGGGUCCGAUUUCACCGCUUUGAAAGUGGGUGCUGCUCCUGUAAAGAUUACUGGUGAGCCCUUGA